Arachis duranensis is the source of this 2354-nucleotide messenger RNA. RefSeq names its product glucomannan 4-beta-mannosyltransferase 2. Gene Ontology annotation, molecular function: mannan synthase activity. The record is from RefSeq and is a predicted model, not a curated record. Lineage: Eukaryota; Viridiplantae; Streptophyta; Magnoliopsida; Fabales; Fabaceae. Gene Ontology annotation, cellular component: Golgi apparatus. The transcript has 7 exons. Bases 213 to 1844 code for a protein of 543 amino acids.
UGAAUGCCUCUGUUUUUCUCUGUUUCAACAAAGGGAAUGGCAUUUAUUCAUCUGCACCAAUUCUGAAAAAAAGUUACUCCAAUUCACACACCACAUUACAAAGAAAGAGGAAGAACCAAAAUCAUUUUCUUCUUUCCAUAUAUAGAUUUAGGGACCAGAGAGAGAGAGAGAGAGGGGGGUGUGCACUCUGCAGCAUAAAAGUAGUUUUAAGAAUGGGUGAGUUUGAUUCGCAGCCGAAGUUCAUGAUCCCAGAGAGAAUCCAGGGGGUGAGUUAUGACAUAGCUGGGCAGAUAAAGAUGAUAUGGGAAGUGAUGAAAGCGCCAUUGAUAGUGCCAAUGCUGAAGCUUGGAGUGUACAUUUGCCUUGCAAUGUCGCUGAUGCUGUUCAUGGAGAGACUAUACAUGGGAAUCGUCAUCAUCUUGGUCAAGCUCUUCUGGAAGAAACCAGAGCAGCGUUACAAGUAUGAACCCAUCCAAGAUGAUCUUGAACUUGGAAGCUCCAAUUUCCCUGUAGUUCUCAUUCAGAUUCCAAUGUUCAAUGAGAAAGAGGUAUACAAGGUGUCAAUUGGUGCAGCUUGUAAUCUUUCAUGGCCUGCUGAUCGUCUUGUCAUCCAAAUUCUUGAUGAUUCUACUGACCCUGCAAUCAAGCAAAUGGUGGAGAUGGAAUGCCAGAGAUGGGGAAGUAAAGGCAUAAACAUAACAUACCAAAUAAGAGAAAACAGAACAGGAUACAAAGCAGGUGCACUUAAAGAAGGUUUAAAGCGUAGCUAUGUCAAACACUGUGAAUACGUUGCAAUAUUCGAUGCUGAUUUCAGGCCUGAACCUGAUUUCUUGAGAAGAGCCAUUCCCUUCUUGAUUGGCAAUCCUGACAUAGCUCUUGUUCAAGCUCGUUGGAGAUUUGUGAAUGCGGACGAGUGUUUGUUGACAAGAAUGCAAGAGAUGUCGUUGGAUUACCAUUUCACGGUGGAGCAAGAAGUUGGGUCAGCAACACAUGCUUUCUUUGGUUUCAAUGGGACAGCGGGUGUAUGGAGAAUAGCAGCAAUUAAUGAGGCUGGUGGCUGGAAAGAUAGGACCACUGUGGAAGAUAUGGACCUUGCUGUUCGUGCUAGUCUUAGGGGCUGGAAAUUCUUGUACCUUGGUGACCUUCAGGCCAAAAGUGAGCUUCCAAGUACUUUGAGAGCCUUUAGAUUCCAGCAGCACCGUUGGUCUUGUGGUCCUGCUAAUCUCUUCCGCAAAAUGGUCAUGGAGAUAGUAAGAAACAAGAGAGUGAAGUUUUGGAAGAAAGUAUACGUGAUAUACAGCUUCUUCUUUGUACGUAAGAUCAUAGCUCACAUGGUGACAUUCUUCUUCUACUGUGUGGUGCUUCCCCUGACAAUUCUGGUCCCUGAGGUUCAUGUUCCGAUUUGGGGUGCUGUUUAUAUUCCUUCCAUCAUCACCAUCCUCAAUUCAGUAGGAACACCGAGGUCCAUUCACUUGUUGUUCUAUUGGAUCCUUUUUGAGAAUGUCAUGUCUUUGCACCGAACCAAGGCUACAUUUAUUGGUUUGCUUGAAGCUGGCAGAGCCAAUGAAUGGGUUGUUACUGAAAAACUUGGAGAUUCUGUCAACAACAACAAGAACAAAACAGCAGGAGAUGCUGCUAAGAAGACUAAUGCCAAAUCCCCCAAAAGAACUAGAUCCAAAUUUGUCGAAAGACUUAAUACAUUGGAGCUGGGAUUUGCAGCAUUCCUCUUCAUAUGUGGAUGCUAUGAUUUUGUGCAUGGCAAAAACAAUUACUUCAUAUACCUCUUCCUUCAGACCAUAACAUUCUCCAUUGUAGGAUUUGGCUAUGUUGGCACCAUUGUGUAAAAAAUGUACACUGUUGUGUCCACAUCUCUGUUAGUCACUUAGUUUUGCUCCUUAAAAAGAAUUGCAUAAAGCGAGGGUUGAUUUAAAAAAAAGAGGCGUACCAGCGCUGGAGCUAGUUCUAGAGGAAAGUCAUUUUUCACUUUGUAAAAGACAAAUUCUUCCCAUGAUUUCACUGUCAAAGAAGAUCCAGAGAAAUCACAGGGAAAAAGUGAUGUGAUUAAUAGAAUUUGCAUUAGAGUGUCUUGAGGAAAGACAAGAAGUUUAGUCAAAAAGCUCUUAAAUUAAUAGUCUUAGUAUUAGACAAGAAAUAGAUAGUGUGAUUUUCAUUCAUAGGUUGUUUUGUGAAAUUUUACAGUUAUUAUAUAGUUGAAGAGGGAUCCUCUUUUUAAAAAUUUUCCUUAGUUUGAUUGAGGUUAGUAAUCUAAUAGGGAAAAAAAAGGAGGGGUUGCACGUGUUAUUCUCUAUUUGUCAUUGCUGAUUCCCUAAGAAAUGAAAUUUUAUUGUUAUAUA